This is a messenger RNA of Funneliformis geosporum, 575 nucleotides long. Lineage: Eukaryota; Fungi; Glomeromycota; Glomeromycetes; Glomerales; Glomeraceae. The record is from the annotation of a GenBank genome assembly.
AUGUCUUUGAGUUCGACAUCCCAAGCUUAUGGCCAAAAUGAAACACUCAUUUCUUCAAUUCGUAAUAUUAUAAAGGAUUUUCCCUGUCAAAGUAUACUUAAAGAAUUCCUUCAAAAUGCCGAUGACGCUGGAGCUUCUCGGUUUCAUGUAAUCAUCGACGGACGUUCGCACCCCACCAAUUCUUUGCUUUGCGACGAAAUGAAGUCUUGGCAAGGCCCCGCCAUCUUAAUAUUCAAUAAUGCAAUGUUCAAGACAACCGACUUUGAUUCGCUUAUGCAGAUACGUGUUGGCGGAAAACAAGACGAUGAUACAAAGAUUGGAAAACAUGGGUUAGGUUUUAACUCGUGUUACCACUUUACUGAUGUUCCGAGUUUAAUAAGUGGCGAUUCUGUUGCGUUUUUGGAUCCUCAAGAGAAAUUUUUGCCAAGAAAUCAUGGCAAAACCCAACGUGGGAUUAUUGGACCUUUUCCAAAAAAUGGUAUUGGUGGUUAUUCUGAAAAGGACCAAUUGGUUCCUUAUGAACCGUUCAACUUUUCAAGGAACACUCUUUCGAAUACCACUUCGGUUACAACCAA